CCGGUGCUUCUGUCCGUCGCUGCCUCCGACGGCUCCGGUGUCCCGGUGCCCAUUUGAGCUGCUCCUCCUCCGCGGAGCACGGUGCCGCUCGUGUCGGCGACACGUUCCUCGUCUCGCGAAAGUGUGCAGGACAAUCCGGCCGGGGUUCCAGCUCCGGUCUAGUCAGAGCCAGAGGGGGACUCUACACGCAAAUACGAGGCCCUCACUCCAUCCCCGGAUUCACCUGCUUCGCGGAGAAGCUUCGCACGGAAGAGACGGACAUGGGGGACACGGGGAGCGAGGGCAGCAAGCCGCCGAGUAACGUCAGCGUUGUACCACCGCGCUGCCCCUGUGGAUUCUGGGGGUCGAGCAAAACCAUGAAGCUUUGCUCAAAAUGUUUUGCAGACAUUCAGAAGGAGCAGCCAGACAAUGACUGUGCCCCAAAGGCCUCCUCAAGCUCCAGCUCCAGCAGCAGCAGCAGCAGCCAAGCAGACAUCUUCUGUAAUGAAACAAACAGCAGCAUUAGUCAGUCACUGAUGUCGAUGCCGAACACGUCAGAGGAGCCGUCCCCAGGAGAGACGGCAGUGACAUCUCUACCUGCCCAGGACGAAGUAUCCAGCACAGACACAGUCUUUGGGUCACUCUCCACCCCAACAAAACGCUCCUUUGAGUCAGCCUCUGAGUCGGAAAGCGAUGCUUCACCUGAGAAGCGAGCCAGGGUGGGUGUGGUGCCAGAGAGUGAGGAGUCUUUAUCAUCGUCGUCCUCAUCCUCCUCUCGCGGUGGCUCCAAACAGCGGAGCCGCAAACGUUGCCACCGCUGCCAAACCAAACUGGAGCUGGUUCAGCAAGAGCUGGGUUCCUGUCGCUGUGGUUACGUCUUCUGUAUGCUCCACCGGCUCCCGGAGCAACACGACUGUCUGUUCGACCACUUGGGCCGCGGCCGCCAGGAGGCCGUCUUGAAGAUGGUCAAGCUCGACCGCAAGGUGGGCCGCUCAUGCCAGCGCAUCGGGGAGGAAUGCUCCUGAAGAAUCUCAGCGAUCGGACAGUAUCUUGGCACUAACAGGGAUUUGAUUUUUUUGGGUCUCUUAUUUUCUCAAGAUUUCUGCAGGUUUUUUGGAUACAAACCUCCACUUGUUUCUUUAAAUUAUGCUCCUUUCUUUUACAUCCCACUGUUUUCCCCACAUCUGGGUCGUUUCCAGCUUCUGUUUGCUUGAUCGUAUCCCUGCUGCUAAGAUGCCUUUUGGAACAUACUCAUACCCAGGAAUUAAAGAACAGUAAAAAGAGUUAAGGAAAUAUCCUCUCCACAUUUUUUGCAAGCGCCAGACUUGGAAGUGUGAGUGGAGCAAGAACGAAUUAACGGAUGAAGCGAGGAAUUACAAACGUUUGUCCUGGAAGCCAGUUUGAGACUGUACUCUUUACCUCAAAAAAUGAAAAAGAAAAACACGCAACAACCAAGAAUGACGAGGAUCGAGGAGUAAGGGAUGGUCACCCUUUUUGUGUAGACUUUUGCUUUGGUGCUGUUAAUGGACUGUUCUUUACCUCAGAGUCAGACAGAGCUGCUUUCUACUCUGCGCCAAGCAUGGACUUUGUGAAGCCAACCAAGAUAGCCAGCCUCAGUUUAAGUCAGUGUCUUACCCCUCCGGCCGUCCUCCACCUUUAAUCCUUAACCUUUAGAAACACAAACACCUGGUAAUCAUCCACCUCAGGAUAUCAGAGCCCGUUGUUUGCCCUUCCUCCCAACAACUCUUUCUCACCUUCAAACCUUUGUCUUCAGAUCGUUGUGAAGUUGUUCUCCCAGUUGUAAACAAUAAACUCCAAAUUCAGAAGCCGCAGUGUGAGUCCAACUCAAACACACACACACACUGAUAGUGGGAACCGCGAGCUACUCGUCCUUGGAUUGCACACAGAUCUGUCUUCAACGAUGGGGUGUGAUUGAUCCAAGACUCAAUUUGUCGAGGAUUUUUCCUGUCUUCCUUUUUUUGUCUCAACCUUAAUCUUCCUUAUCCUCCACCUGAAGACAUUUUCUCUUCCCGGCCAUCGUCUUUAUUUCAGCAACAUGUGGAUUACGUGUGCUGGAUGUGUGCAAACUUCAGGAAGAAGUACAUUUACAGGACGUGGCGGACAAGUGUGCUUGUAUGGUUUAUGACUGGACCUGGAACGUCAGCAUUGUACACAUCCUCACAUCCCCUGAAGUUGUUAUAUGUGCUUAGCUGUUGUUCUCUUUGAGCACAAACGGGCAAAGUGAAAGACGGCGGCAGAGUUUGGACUGAAGCAGAAAUUGGCAGAGCAUCACUCAGAGAUGCCUGUUGGACUUUGUUGCUGUUCAGGUUUCCUCUUAACUUCCUAGCCCUUCAUUUCACUUAUCGACAUUGUUUAAGGUCAUUUCUCCAAUAGCUUUGAAACAAGGCUUACUAUUAUUUUGGUUUCAUUCUUCUUCCCCGUACAUAAAUGCUCCUUUUUCCCUCCCUCUGCCCCAUGCUUUAAUUUCCUGCUGGCAUGAUGAGCCCACAUCCUCCUCCUGCCUUUGACUUUCCUUUUCUCAUCUUCCUCUUUAUUGAUUGCUCUGCUUUCCCCCUUUCCCCUCCUCCUUUUCUCCUCACUGCCUCUCCACUACUGUCUUUCUUGUUUUGCUGAAAAUGACGAAAGAGGGAUGGGGUGAGCGAGUUGAAAUCAGCAAAUAAUUCCUGUCUCAAUGUGUUCCUCGUGGAAAAGAAUGAGCAGAAAAUGCAUAAUGAAAAAAAUAUUCUGUAUUUUAUGGAAAACCUUAUUUAACCCUUUUUUUGCAUUGCAGAUUUAGUUACACUUUAGUGUAGAGCUGCCUUUGUUUUGGUUGUAAUGUCAUAUGAUGGGAAGAUGAACGUGGAAAAUUCUGAAUUUGUGUUUCCAUUGCAUUACCCUCUGCUCCCCCUUUCCAAGUUUUUCUUUUACUGAGAAGGAAUAAAUUGGAUUAGACAAA
Messenger RNA from Pleuronectes platessa (European plaice), 2935 nucleotides. RefSeq names its product AN1-type zinc finger protein 3. The transcript is spliced from 6 exons. Lineage: Eukaryota; Metazoa; Chordata; Actinopteri; Pleuronectiformes; Pleuronectidae. The coding region runs from base 261 to 1004 and encodes 247 amino acids. Gene Ontology annotation, molecular function: DNA binding; zinc ion binding. The record is from RefSeq and is a predicted model, not a curated record.